Sesamum indicum (sesame) is the source of this 3107-nucleotide messenger RNA. RefSeq names its product potassium channel AKT1. Gene Ontology annotation, cellular component: membrane. Gene Ontology annotation, molecular function: voltage-gated potassium channel activity; protein binding. The record is from RefSeq and is a predicted model, not a curated record. Lineage: Eukaryota; Viridiplantae; Streptophyta; Magnoliopsida; Lamiales; Pedaliaceae. Gene Ontology annotation, biological process: potassium ion transport; transmembrane transport.
AUUAUUCCAACCACAAAAACCAUAACAGCCAUAACAGAAAAUGCAUGAAAAAAGACCAAUAAAAAAAAAAAACGAAAAAACAUGAUACCCAUGACAGUGAAACAGGAGAGAGGAAGAGGAGGUUGCAUCGCAUUGCAUUGCCAUAACUGAAAUGCAUUGCCUCCAACUGCCGAAACAUCGACGAGAGAGAACAGGGGCAAUCGGAAAGCCUCAGCAAUGCAUCCUGUAGAACCCACCAAUAGAUUUGAUUGAAGCCCAUAAAUACGUACGAGGAAGAAAGAAAAAGAAAAAAAAAAAAAAAAAGGAGAAACCAGGGAGGAGCAGAGAUUGAGGUAGACAAACAUGGGGAUAAUGGGUUUUAAGGAUGUCUCGAAAUUGAGGGGCUCGAUGUGCGGGAUGCGAGAAAUCGAGGACGAAACUGAAAGGCUGUCAAGAGAUGAGAGAAGCUCGCACAGCGUUUCCAGUGGUAUUCUUCCGGCUCUGGGAGCCAACAGCAGUCGUAGGAUUAAGCUUCGUCCUUCAAUAAUCUCCCCCCGUGAUCCACGUUACAGAGCGUGGGAAACGUUCCUGAUAGUGCUCGUCUUCUACACAGCAUGGGUGUCUCCUUUUGAAUUCGGUUUCAAUAUGGGACGGAAUAGAAUUCUCUCCAUCCUGGACAAUGUUGUCAACGGCUUUUUCGCCAUUGACAUCAUCUUAACAUUUUUUGUUGCCUACCUCGACAAAGCAACUUAUCUUCUCGUCGACAACCCAAAGCUGAUUGCUGUCAGGUAUGCAAGAACAUGGUUGAUCUUUGACGUGAUAUCCACAAUACCCUCAGAGCUUGCACGGAAGAUAUUGCCGUCUAACGUUGAAUCAUACGGCUACCUUAGCAUGCUUCGUCUCUGGCGUCUCAGGAGAGUCAGUGCAAUGUUUCAGAGAUUGGAGAAAGACAAGAACUACAGUUACUUCAUGGUCCGAGUGGCAAAAGUUACAUGCGUGGUGCUUUUUGAGAUUCAUUGUGCUGGUUGCCUCUUUUAUCUUCUCGCUGAUAGAUAUCCGGAUCCGAAGAACACCUGGAUUGGUUCUUCAAUAGAAAAUUUUCAUGAUCUGUCUUUGUGGGACCGGUACGUUAUAUCUAUUUACUGGUCUAUUGUCACUGCCACGACCACCGGCUAUGGCGAUCUUCAUCCUGUAAACACAGGGGAAAUGAUAUUCGACAUUUUCUACAUGCUGUUCAACCUCGGGCUGACUUCAUACAUCAUAGGAAACAUGACCAACUUGAUUGUUCAAACAACCUUCAAAACUAGGAAAUUUAGAGAAACCAUUAAUGCGGCCUCAAGCUUUGCAAAGAGGAACCAGCUGCCGCCUCGUCUGCAAGAGCAGAUGCUAGCUCACCUGAGCCUAAGGUACAGAACUGACUCGGAAGGGCUGCAGCAGCAAGAAACUCUCGAUGCGCUUCCAAAAGCUAUUCGUUCGAGUAUAUCGCAUUUUCUGUUCUACUCCCUUGUUGAUAAGGUGUAUUUGUUCCAAGGCGUGUCCAAUGACCUUCUCUUUCAGCUGGUCUCUGAGAUGAAGGCCGAGUAUUUUCCACCGAGGGAAGAUGUGAUCUUACAAAAUGAGGCACCUACAGAUUUUUACAUUUUGGUUAAUGGGGCAGUGGAGAUUAUUUCCUAUACAAAUGGAACGGCACAGGUUGUUGGUGAUUGCAAGACGGGCGACGUUUGUGGUGAAAUUGGCGUUCUGUGCUACAGGCCACAACUUUUCACUGUACGUACAAAACGAUUGAGUCAGCUACUCCGGUUGAAUCGUACUGCAUUUUUGAACAUCCUCCAAACUAAUGUUGGAGAUGGGGCCAUAAUCAUGAACAACCUUCUUCAGCAUCUGAAAGCACAGAACGACCCCGUGAUGCAAGAAAUUUUGACGGACACAGAGCACAUGCUGGCUCAUGGAAGGAUGGAUGUGCCUCUCAGCUUAUGCUUUGCAGUUUCCAGAGAGGAUGAUCUAUUGCUGAACCAUUUAUUGAGACGAGGUUUGGAACCAAAUGAAUUGGAUAGCAAUGGACGCAGUGCUUUGCAUCUUGCAGCAGCGAAAGGAAAUUUAGAGUGUGUGCUUCUACUUCUAGAUUAUGGAGCGGAUCCCAACAGAAGAGAUUCUGAAGGAAAUGUUCCUCUAUGGGAUGCCUUAUUGGGGAAGCAUGAGCCAGUGAUCAAAGCACUCGUUGAUAACGGGGCGACGUUAUCUUCUGGCGAUGUGGGCCAGUUUGCAUGCUUUGCAGCCGAGCAGAAUGACCUCGAUCUACUCAAACAAAUCACCAAGUUUGGCGGGGAUGUCACCCUGCUCAACGGCUUGGGAACAACGGCCCUACAUACAGCUAUAUCCGAAGAAAACAUUGAAAUUAUUAAGUUUUUGAUCGAACAAGGAGCCGACAUAGACAAGCCGGACGUGCAUGGAUGGACGCCACGUGCCUUAGCUGAUUAUCAAGGCCAUGAAGCAAUCAAUGCUUUGUUUCAAACCAAGCAAGAGUCUCACAAUUCCGGUAAGGCGCACCAAAGAAGCACAAGCAUAAGUACUUCUGAGGUGCAAGCAGCGCUGCCUUAUUACCUUAAGAAGUAUCCAAGCGAACCAACAAUACCUCAUUUCAAACCAGAUGACAAAACACAAAAUGCUAGAGACAUGGGCGUUCCCGACCAUAAAACAGGAUGGGCGGCAAGCAAUUCUCAGAAUUCACUUGCAGCCAUCCUUACAACUGGCCGUAAACAGAACCAAGGAGAAAGGAUGUUUGCCUCACCUCGGCCGGAUCCUUGUAUGCAACGUGCCCCUGCUAGAGUAUUUGUAUGUUGUGCGGAAAGGGCCGAUGUAGAAGGAUUUCUGGUGCCUCUGCCGGAGUCUCUUCAAGAGCUGCUGGAUUUGGGGGAUAAGAAGUUUGGUUUUCAUGCUACCAAAGUUGUAUCGGAAGACGGAGGAGCGUUGAUUGAAGACUUGGCUUUGAUAAGAGAUGGUGAUCGUAUUUUCCUGGCUAGUUAAGCUGGUUUUGAAAGCAUAGUUGUCAUGGAAAUUUUGGGUGAUUUGUAUUUAUAUUAUCUCAAAAUAUAUAAAGAUUAAUAGAAUAAAUUAAAACAAUAUAUUAA